Molecule: messenger RNA, 1790 nt
Organism: Musa acuminata subsp. malaccensis (wild Malaysian banana)
Lineage: Eukaryota; Viridiplantae; Streptophyta; Magnoliopsida; Zingiberales; Musaceae
Product: probable lipid-A-disaccharide synthase, mitochondrial
Biological process (GO): lipid A biosynthetic process
Molecular function (GO): lipid-A-disaccharide synthase activity; phospholipid binding
Source: RefSeq, a predicted model, not a curated record
CCCAUUUCUAUUCCCGUUUCUUCUUCCCUGUCACGUUUUUGACCUACCUUGUGAAGCCGUCCCGGUCAACCGCGCGACCAAACGGAGAGGAUGCUACUGCGACCCAUUGGGGGCCAGCCCGAUGGUGGUCUGGGUGGCAGGCUCUUCGUCUCAUGGAGAAUCGCCUCCAAGUCGGGACUCUCGUCGUCCACCACCGCCAGCAGCAGCAGCAAACGAAUCAUCGACAUGGCUGCUCGAGAAGGCGAACUGAGAGUCUUCAUGGUGGCCGGAGAGGUAUCCGGAGAUUCCAUUGCUUCUCGACUCAUGGCAUCCCUCAAGAAGCUCUCUCCGUUCCCCGUCCGUUUUGCGGGAGUCGGCGGGUCCUUGAUGUCCAAGGAAGGUAUGCAGACGAUCUUUCCAAUGGAAGAAAUUGCAGUCAUGGGUUUGUGGGAAUUGCUUCCCCACCUCAAUACAUUUAGGAAAAAGUUGAAGGAAACCACAGAAGCUGUUUUUCUCUUUCGUCCACAUGCUGUAGUGACUGUUGAUUCAAAGGGAUUCUCUUUCCGUUUACUAAAGCAGCUGAAAGCAAAAAGUGCACAAGAAGAAAGCUAUCCUGUACAUGUUCACUAUGUUGCACCUUCAUUUUGGGCAUGGAAAGGAGGUGAAACCAGGCUUAAAGUACUGCGCCAAUUUGUGGACCAUAUGUUGUGUAUUAUUCCCUUUGAAGAACAAACUUGCAGGUUAAAUGGACUAUCUGCAACAUAUGUUGGUCAUCCCUUAUUGGAAGAUGCCAUCAUGCUGAAUUUGAAUUCAGGUCCUUUGUCAAGUAAAUUGAGGGUGCAACGAUCUGGUGAUGCUUUUCGUCGUAGACAUGGACUGGCUCCUGGAGCUACAGUUUUUACUUUACUCCCUGGAAGCAGACUGCAAGAGGUCACACGUAUCCUUCCAAUUUUCCUAAAAACAAUAGAACUACUGAAGAACUCAUUCUCCGAGUUAUCGAUUUUUAUUCCUGUUGCUCCAAAUAGCCAUGUGGAAGACUUUGUUAGUAGAACGAUUCAGUCAUCACCCCUGUCAGCAAUACUUGUACCGGGUGCAUCACUGGACCAAAAAUAUGAUGCAUUCAGUGCAAGUACAGCUGCAUUAUGUGCUUCUGGUUCUGCGGUCAUUGAGUUACAGCUAGCAAGGUUACCAUGUGUUGUAGCAUAUCGAGCUCAUCUUUUGACAGAGUGGGUAAUCCGGUACAGGACAAAGUUGAACUUUAUAUCACUCCCGAACAUUCUUUUGAAUUCAGACAUUAUACCGGAGGUCCUUUUCCAGGAAUGCACACCUGGGAAGCUAGCCACGGUUUUUAGUAAAGUAGUUCUUGAUAACAAUAUUCAAGAAAAGCAGACUUCAGCAGCUGAAAAAGUCCUACAGCUUCUCUGUCCUCCCAGCGAAGAUACUUACCGUCUGUUGCUAGAAAAAUUGGGUUACACUGGAGCUGUUUGCUACCCUAGCAUGAUUGCAGCAUCAAGCAUUCUCUUUGCAGAAAAGCAACGAUCGUGAUAGAGAUUGUGAUCAAGUAUUGUUUCAAGAAAGGUUGAAAAUGAGAUAAAAUGGUUCUCAUUAAGGAUGAAGGUACAACCAAUAUAAAAUAAUACAAAACGACAAACACAACAUUUUGCAGAACUUUUUCUCAAACAGAAUAUUGUGUACAAAUCAUAUACAACAUAGUAUAUGGUUCUCGGAAGAAAAUUUUGCUUAAGCAUUUUGAUACGAUAUACAAUAUUUCAGACCAUUUAAUUUGUAUUUAAAAGAAUAAUUUGCAUGGA